Pomacea canaliculata is the source of this 2360-nucleotide messenger RNA. RefSeq names its product sedoheptulokinase-like. Gene Ontology annotation, biological process: carbohydrate metabolic process. Bases 313 to 1746 code for a protein of 477 amino acids. The record is from RefSeq and is a predicted model, not a curated record. Lineage: Eukaryota; Metazoa; Mollusca; Gastropoda; Architaenioglossa; Ampullariidae. Gene Ontology annotation, cellular component: cytosol. Gene Ontology annotation, molecular function: sedoheptulokinase activity. The transcript is spliced from 5 exons.
UUGGUUUGUUACCUCCCCUGCUCAUGGAUUAUCGCGAUGCAGGAGGACGACAGAAGAGACACAGGUAACCGCGCCCAGUGCCAGUGAUGCCUGACAUUCUGCACACGUGCAGUUUAAACAUACUGCCUGUCAAUAAACAGGGAACCAGCGCUAUUUUGGUAAGCAUUCGACUGACUGGCGCUGUCAUAUAUCUGCUGCAGCUUCUGCAAGCAAGAGAACGCAACUGCGAGGCUGCCUUGUGGACUUGUCUUUGGACGAGGGUGGUUGUACCUAGUGUGCUUUGCGAAGUGACUACCACAGGAGCUUGAUAACAUGGAUGCAGGAAAGGCUUCACAGUCGUAUGCCAUGGGAAUAGACAUCGGCACGACUUCUAUCAAAAUCGCAAUUAUUGAUGCAUCAGGGGAGGUGGUAGAGAAUGUGACUACGCCCUCACAAGCAGCAGUAGUCAGCGAUGUCGGUGACCUAGGGGCCGAACAGUGCCCACAAGCUGUUUGGUCAGCAUUGCAGGCUGGGAUGCGUCAGCUGUCCACUCAAAACCAAGUUAAGGUGCAGUGCAUUGGCAUCUCAGGCCAGAUGCAUGGUGUUAUGUUAUGGCAGCAUGGACAGGCAUGGGAAUGGGUUGAUAUGCAGGCACGUAACAUCAAGUUGGACAAUGUUAGCAAUCUGUACACAUGGCAAGAUCGCAGGUGUACUCUAGAGUUCCUGUCUUCACUGCCCAAACCAGAUCCAUCCUCAAAAGUGUCAACAGGCUAUGGCUGUGCAACUUUAUUUUGGUUGCUGAAAAAUAAACCACAGUACCUUGAGGAGAGACAGUUUGACUGCGUUGGUACUGUUAUGGAUUUUGUGGUUGCAGCCAUUUGCGAUUUAAAGCGACCUGUGACUUCAAACCAGUUAGCAGCAAGCAUGGGCUACUACAAUAUCCAUUCUGGAAAAUGGGAUCUUGAUAUCUUGAAGGAGAGUGGGUUUCCUGUAUCUAUGCUACCAGAAGUGAAAAAUGCUGGCACUAUGGCAGGGCAUUUACAUCAAGGCUUGCAUCAUGUGCCUGCAGGAACACCUGUUCUAGUUGCCAUGGGUGACAUGCAGUGUGCUGUAUUUUCUGCUGUCCAGCAAUCAACAGAUGCAAUGAUGAACAUCAGCACCUCCAUUCAGAUCAGCACAGUUGUGGAGGACAUUGGUCAAGCCAAGUCUUUUGCAGACUGCUGCCCAGCACUUGAUGUUGUCCCUUACUUCAAUUCAAAGUUACUUGCAGUUGUUGCGGGACUGAACGGGGGCAAUGUUAUUGAUUGUCUGGUUUCAACGUUGAAGCAGUGGCUGAAGGAUUUAGAUUUGGAUGAAUCUAUUCCUGACAAAAUCUUGCUUGAAAAAAUGUUGUCACUUGGUAAAGCCAGUUCACCAUCAGGUUCCCUGCAGAUAAAGCCUACUGUGUUUGGAGAACGUCACGACCCACACAUGCUUGCUCAGGUCUUGGGGAUCAGUCCAUGUAAUGCUUCACUUGGUGCAAUUUUCAGAGCAGUUUCAGAGGGCAUUGUGGACAACAUUUUUCAUCUGAUGUCUCCAGAAUUAUUGGCUAAGCAUGGAGUAAGUAGAGUGAUUGCCUCUGGUUCAGUUUUGUCUCAAAAUUCUCUGGUCCACAAAAGGCUGGAAGACACUCUAGGUGAACAUAUGGAGCUUGUUCAUGGCAAUGCUAGCGAUUCAGCAUUUGGUGCAGCUAAAGCAGCACUGGUGGCUGUGGGGGACAGUGAAUAAGACAACAGGCUGCACAUUUUGAGCUAGAAACUUGAACAUCUAGCCAUUAUUUGUGUCUAAGUAAAAGUUGUGUGAUGAAUUAUAACAAAGAAGAAACCUUAUCAGCAUUGCGAUGAGUUAUUUUAUUUGCUAACAUUCCUUUCAAUGCUGUGAAAGAUUCAGUGUUAGAAGUAGUUUAUCAAAAUGUGUCAUUGUUAUCCGAUGCUAAACAAAAAAAAAAAACAAAAAAAAACAACCGUCUCGUGGGAAAGCACCCACAUUUUACAUUCACUGUGCUUUUUUGUUUUUGGUUUAUCAGUGUAAGUGUCACUUUUCAGGUUUAAUGAAAAUGAUUUUUUUUCAAUCCCAAAUAUACUCGCACAUUGUUCAUGCAUGGAUUCAGUUGUAUAAACUGUAAAACUAGCUAUUAGACAGGUAGUUACAGAAGAGACAACAACUUGAAUUUGUAUUGACUCAUAAACACAGUCAAAUGCUUGUAGAUGAUGGCAUCAUCAACAUAAUAAACAUGCUCCUCAGUGAAAUGAAGGAGUAUUGGUGCAUCAAUAAUCUCGAUGUAUUAACAGCUUUUUAAUAUUUGAUGGGAUGUAAUAAAUAAAGAACAUUUUGAAAAUCAA